Molecule: messenger RNA, 324 nt
Organism: Didymodactylos carnosus
Lineage: Eukaryota; Metazoa; Rotifera; Eurotatoria; Philodinida; Philodinidae
Source: the annotation of a GenBank genome assembly
AUGAAUGGCUUCACUCAGCAGCGAAUAAAUAUUGAUGAACAUUUAAAAUUUCUUCAACGUUUAAGUGAAGGAAAACAACAACGUAGUGGAAUUACAUUUGAAGAAUUUACAGAAUAUUAUACAAGAGCACAUAUCCCUGAUACACGAGAAAUAAGUGAUGAGAUUGAAUUUUCACUUACAUUUUGGUUUGAAAUGCAAGAUAUGUACUUUAUUGUACGGUAUAAACGAAUUGAUGAUUUUGAGCUUUUCAAGAGAAAGGUGAGAGAAUUGGUAAAUGAUCCAACUAGUCCAAUGGCAAGAGCUUUCGUUAUAGUUGAGUUGUAG